Molecule: messenger RNA, 705 nt
Organism: Schizophyllum commune H4-8
Lineage: Eukaryota; Fungi; Basidiomycota; Agaricomycetes; Agaricales; Schizophyllaceae
Product: ankyrin
Exons: 4
Coding region: 1-705 (234 amino acids)
Molecular function (GO): fatty-acyl-CoA binding; protein binding
Source: RefSeq, a predicted model, not a curated record
AUGCCCUCCGCGAACUUCGAGGCCGCGGCCGCCUACCUCUCCAAUGCACCCUCUUUAGCAAAAGUAUCGACGGCUGUGAAGCUUGAGCUCUAUGGCUUGUUCAAGUGCGCGACCGUCGGCGCGACACCGACCACGUCGCGCCCGUCCCUCUUCGACAUGACAGGGCGCGCGAAGUGGGACGCGUGGGCGGAAUGGGGGAAGAAGUACCCGACUACUGGAGUAGCAGAAGCAAGAUACAUAGAGCGCGCCAAGGAACUUGGGUGGGAUGGGGCUGCGCCUCAGCCGACGCAGAAGAGCGAGAAGGCUAAGGGGAAGGAGGCGAGGAAGGACGAGGACAAUAUAUGGGACGACAGCGACGAUGAGGCGAGUGCUAAGAAGGGGGGAGGGCUGGGCGUGAACGUCAGUCGGAUGGCAGCGCCGGAGGGGGAGGUGGAGGAGAAUCUGCAUGGCUAUGCGGUGGCGAACGAUGCGGGGAGGAUAGCAGCGUAUCUUGACGCGCAUCCGGGGAAGGGGGUGGAUGCGAAGGAUGAGUAUGGGUUCACGCCACUACAUCUGGCGACUGACCGGGGCAAUGUGGAGGCGGUCAAGAUGCUGUUAGCAAGAGGGGCGGAUGCGCAGUGCAAGGACCCUGACGGCUUAACGGCGGUGGAGCUCGCUGAGGAGGCGGGACACGGAAACAUCAGGGCACUCUUCACAUCGACCUGA